Molecule: messenger RNA, 543 nt
Organism: Pelobates cultripes (western spadefoot toad)
Lineage: Eukaryota; Metazoa; Chordata; Amphibia; Anura; Pelobatidae
Source: the annotation of a GenBank genome assembly
AUGUCUCGGCUAGACAAUCUCUUUGCCAUUUUCUGGCUGAAGCUGACCCAACGACAGCAGUACCUUGCACGCUGGGAGUCUCAGGUCUCACAUCAGAGUCCACAAGCACAGCACCAGCGCACGGCACGGGUUCCGGCCCCAAGAUGGGCCAGAGGAAGGCGGAGGGGAGUGUAUCGCUGCAAGAUGGGGGAGAGCAAGACCACAUCCACCACGCAAGUUAUACCCAUGUCCAGACCGGACCCGAGCGGAGCACCAGCGACCUGCCGGACACAGCAUGAACAUAGCGGAGAACAGCUAUCCUGGAUCCCGCAGCGCACCGUCACACAAGCUGGCCCCCCGCAAGCUCGACUCCCCAUAAACAUGGAGCACAGAGAGCCGGCCUGGGCGGACACUGCAGGGUUCAAGUUACAAACACAGAUACUCUCGGGUGCCACCAAGCCUGAAAAGCCUACCAUGCAGAGACUAUGCUUUACCGCUGCAGGGCAUCGGCUGAAUGGAGACCAGGACUUUAUCUCUGACAUGGUACCUGUCCACCACGUAUAA